Molecule: messenger RNA, 765 nt
Organism: Lottia gigantea (owl limpet)
Lineage: Eukaryota; Metazoa; Mollusca; Gastropoda; Lottiidae
Exons: 2
Coding region: 1-765 (254 amino acids)
Source: RefSeq, a predicted model, not a curated record
AUGACAGAAGGUGAAUAUCCUAAAGCUGAAAGUGCAAGAGCGUUUCUACCAGAAGAAAAUAAAGAAUUUGUUAAGCUCUUUAAUGAACAGAAAUUCAGACCUAGAACUGCUAUUUUGAAAGUCUGGUUUGAAUAUCCCAAAAACAUGUUCUUCCAACCCAUACCAGCUAAAGAUAAAAUCACUUUCACGAAUAGAAUAGGUAAAAAGGAAACUGGCACUAAAAUUAGGUUUAGAAAUGGUUUUUGUUCAGAUGUUUUAACAUCGGUCGAUAUUCAAGAAAUAGUGAAAGCCGGUGGACGAAUUAUUAAAAUAUUAGAUGGUAUAGUUUACGAAGAAAAUUUCAAAACUCCACCCUAUAGAGAUUAUAUUUUAAUUUUGAAGGAAUUAAGGAAUAAAUAUAAAAAGGAAGGAGAUGUGAUUGCCAGUAACUGCAUGGAGUUUUUAGACGGUAUUCUAAAAGAAAAGAAAACGUUUAAGGGUUACUCUAACUAUAAGAUUAGGGUAGAGGAUUAUAUUCAAUUAGCUAGUGUACAUGACGUAACGAAUGAAUUUGAUAAACCAUGGGGGAAGAGUUUUACUGAUGGAAUAGUUAUUCCUAAUGAAAAACAAACUAAACAAUUUAGAAGUUAUCUGAAUCUCAUAAAGAGAAAAGCACCGGACGAUGAAGGAAUCAUGUAUCCUUACAGUGAUAAAGAGGAGAUGUGCUUGGAUGAAAACUACGUAUUUGAUGAUUUCGAUUACCUUACUAUUCAAGAAGAGUGUUAA